Molecule: messenger RNA, 297 nt
Organism: Auanema sp. JU1783
Lineage: Eukaryota; Metazoa; Nematoda; Chromadorea; Rhabditida; Rhabditidae
Source: the annotation of a GenBank genome assembly
AUGUCUGAGGUACCAAAUACAACAAGUGAUGGAGGUGAAAAUGCUGGUGCUCAGGAAUAUAUUAAACUUAAAGUAGUCGGCCAAGACUCUAACGAAGUACACUUCCGCGUUAAGUACGGAACUUCCAUGGGAAAAUUGAAAAAAUCUUAUGCCGACAGAACAGGAGUGAAUGUGUCAUCCCUGAGAUUCCUUUUUGAUGGUCGUCGUAUUAACGAUACCGAUACUCCCAAGACUUUAGAAAUGGAAGAAGAUGAUGUUAUUGAAGUUUAUCAAGAACAGUUGGGAGGAAGCUUCUAA